GCGCUUCUCUCGCAGAGCCACCAAUAUACUGUACAUGCGUGCGAAUUACAGUUCUCUUCGUCCCACUGGAUCUGGUGUUGUCCCAUGGUACCGCUGAAGUAGUCCUCCGUAGCGCCGGUCUCGGCCAAAUAUGGCGGAGUACAAAGCGCCGAAUGGAAAAUAUAUUCUCAAGUUCGACGUCAAGUCGCUCGCUGCCCGCAUGUCGAAAUCGUGUCAAAAGUCCCAGUUGUGAACGAGAUAAACGCUACGUUACCCUGCGCAUCCCUCUAAGACUGUCAGCGCGACUAGGUCUUUUUAAAGAACGUCAGCGCUUUCAAAAUGCUGGACGCCUUCGAAAUCCUGACCACCUCCGGCGUGGUGCUGUGGUCCAGAUCAAGUUCAAAAGUUGGGGCGACCGCAGUCAACUCUCUGAUCAACGACGUCUUUAUUGAGGAGAAAGUUCGACUCUCAUCAACGACUUCCGGACAUCCUGCAUACAAGCACGACAAAUACACAUUGAAAUAUGCUCUCGUCAAGGACCUGGGCCUCAUGUUUGUGGCCGUGUACCAAUCUCUCCUGCAUCUCACGUGGGUCGACAAGCUACUCGACGACGUCCGAACCAUAUUCGUGGAGGUAUAUCGGGGCCAGUUGGAGGAACUAGACUAUGCGGUAUUGAAAUAUCCCUUUGACAAAUAUUUCGAUGAAGAGCUGCGUCGACUGGACCAAAGCACGGGCGGAGCGGUCAGCACCGAAGCCCCUCGUGUGGAAGUGCAGGAGGAAAAGAAGACUAGUGCAGAAGAGGCGGACACUGGAGGUCCCCCACCGCCGGAAAUGCCUCAGCUUCUCCAGGCACAGCCGCGAGCUGUGCCGGUGGUCGGUGCGGAUUCCCGACAGGAGAGUCCUGCUCAGUCGCCCGACCCAUCCCGCCCGACCACGCCUCUGCCAGGACACCUACUAGCAGAAAAGGCAAGACCGGCAAGUCGUGGAUCGCGCAGGGCAAGAAAGUCGGCGCAUGCCGCAGCUACAAACGCUCCUGCUUCUGGAGAUGAGACUUCGAGAACCAGGACACCGCAAAAAGCCGCCAAAAAGGGACGAGUAUGGGGUCCGGACGGAAUGGCCGAUGAGGCGGACGGCACAAACCUUGACUAUUCCGCCAUGGACUCUGACGCGACCGGCGAUGUUGGUCUCAGAUCUCCACCGCCAGAGGCAAUUAGCCAAGAAAGCUGGGGCACGAAAAACAAGCAGGGGCAAUUUGUCCUAAAGGACCUGGGAGAUGAAGUCACGAAUAUUCUAAAGUCGGCAGACUCGAGCAAGGCCGAGACGGCCAACGGAAGUGGUGCCACGACCAAGCUUGGAGCGAUCUCGGGGUAUUUCAGAAACAUUGUCGGUGGGAAAACGCUGACCAAACAAGACUUGGAGAAGCCGCUGAAGUCGAUGGAGGAGCACCUCAUCAACAAGAAUGUGGCCCGUGACGCCGCAGUUCGGAUAUGUCAAGUGGUCGAAGAGGAAAUGGUUGGGAAACGGACAGGAGCCUUCGAGUCGAUUGACACGGCCUUGCGGCCGGCCCUGGAGACGGCAUUAAAGCGGAUAUUGACCCCCAAGUCGUCCUUGGACCUUCUUCAGCAGAUCGAAACCAUUACAAAGCCCUCGGGAGUCAAAGCCAAACCGCGCCCUUUUGUCAUCACCAUUCUCGGAGUCAAUGGUGUCGGCAAGUCGACCAACCUUUCCAAACUCUGCUAUUUUUUGCUGCAGAACAACUAUCGCGUCCUCAUUGCGGCGGGCGAUACAUUUAGGUCAGGCGCGGUGGAACAGUUGAACGUCCAUGUGCGCAAUCUGAAGGAGCUGACGGCUCGGGAGAACCUGGGUGCUGUUGAUAUUUACGAACGUGGGUACGGGAAAGAUGCAGCCAACGUGGCCAAAGAUGCCGUUGCGUUCGCCUCGGCCAAUGAUUACCAGGUCGUGCUGAUCGACACCGCGGGGAGAGCGCACACCAACACGCAACUCAUGGCGUCACUGGAGAAACUGGUCGACCUCGCGAAACCGGACCUGAUUUUGCAAGUGGCAGAGGCCUUGGUCGGCAAUGAUUCGGUGGGGCAGGCGCAGAACUUCACAAAAGCAUUGGGAAAGAACCGCAAACUCGACGGCUUCAUCGUGUCCAAGAUAGAUACCGUGGGUUCGGGUAUUGGGACCAUGAUCAGUUUGGUCCAUGCCACUUCUGUGCCCGUGCAGUUUAUUGGCGUGGGUCAGCACUAUGGAGAUCUUAGACAGUUAUCGGUGCCAUGGGCUGUGAACAUGUUGAUGAGUUAGGGCUACGAACAAGUUGACGAGUUAGUAAGGACUGUUUAGUUUGAGACGAUUCGGAUAUCGUGUUGGUUGGUCAUUUCCCGAAGUGGGCUGGUAGGCAUGCCGCAUGUCUCAAGAAUGACCUGGCGAAGCCUCGUCUGUCUCUUGUUUGAGUGAAAUGCCGGCCAGCCGGCUCUAAGGCUCCUAAACGAGACGAACCAAAAAAGACGAUGUCUAAAGAGACGAUGUCUAAAGAGGAAAAUAGGUCUUCAACUACAAGUACACUACGAGAUCACUUUUCUAAAACACACACUCGCCACCCCCUGGCCUUUCUGGCCUCCAAACUCAAAGACGGGAUACUUGAUGGUAUCGUAGACUUCGAACCGUCCUUUGCUGUCGUC
Messenger RNA from Exophiala dermatitidis NIH/UT8656, 2663 nucleotides. Its product is annotated as signal recognition particle receptor. Lineage: Eukaryota; Fungi; Ascomycota; Eurotiomycetes; Chaetothyriales; Herpotrichiellaceae. Gene Ontology annotation, molecular function: GTP binding; GTPase activity; ATP hydrolysis activity. Bases 319 to 2286 code for a protein of 655 amino acids. The transcript has a single exon. The record is from RefSeq and is a predicted model, not a curated record. Gene Ontology annotation, cellular component: signal recognition particle receptor complex; endoplasmic reticulum membrane. Gene Ontology annotation, biological process: SRP-dependent cotranslational protein targeting to membrane.